Messenger RNA from Heterobilharzia americana, 1806 nucleotides. NCBI's taxonomy places the organism in Eukaryota, Metazoa, Platyhelminthes, Trematoda, Strigeidida, Schistosomatidae. The record is from the annotation of a GenBank genome assembly.
AUGGCAGUCAGUUUUAUCUACCAGUCAAUGCCGAGGUUAUUAACUUUAUGGUUGGAUCAUGGUCAAGAUUAUGUUCGUAGUUCUCAUGAAACAAAUAAAUCCCACAAACACGGUGAAGAAAAUAAUUCACAUUCCGAUCAAAAAGUCUUCAAUGAAAUUCAAGAGAUUAUGCGUAAUAAUUGUCAGCGAAUUCCUGUUUACCAAUUUUAUACUGCUCUCAGUCAGCUGUUGUCACGUGUGUGCCAUGAGAUCCCCACUGUAGUAAAUACUUUGAUCGAACUAAUCGUACGAAUCUUCGAAGCAUAUCCCUUACAGACUAUCUGGUUUUUAAUUCCGCUGAAUGAUUCAACUGUCCGUCAGCGACGAGAUCGUUGUCAGCAGAUUUUUACUAUGAUCAAAACGAAACAAUCACAUUUUUCAAAAUUCAUAGCUGAUUCCAUAGCCUUAUGUAAUCAUCUGAGAACAAUAUGUGGCUUAUUUAUGACAACUGAUAGGCGAGAAUUGCGUAAUUUCAGCUUACGGCUAACUCUACGACCAAUCACUCGUCUGAUUGAGAGCAGCGAUUUUUCACGUGUACUCAUACCAAUCCAUCGUCAAUUAGUCCCUAAUCUUCUGCCUCCUAAGGCCACUUCUGAACAGAUUGCUGGGCACUGGCCGUUUGCUGAACAACCUGAUCGAUUGGUUUGCCUGUCACACAUCGAAGAUAUUGUGGAGAUACUGGGAUCACAGACUAGACCGAAGAAAAUGACGUGGGUUGGUUCAGAUGGAAGACAAUAUAUAAUUGUUGCGAAGCCUAAUGAUGACCUUCGUAAAGAUUCACGGUUAAUGGAGUUGAAUGGUAUGAUCAAUAAGUUCCUAGUUAUCAAUGCAAAUACCCGAAGACGUGCUCUUCAAAUUCGUACCUAUGCAGUCAUCCCUUUAAGUGAAAAAGGUGGACUGAUUGAAUGGGUGCGCAAUACACAGCCAUUCCGAUCUAUUAUCACACGUCUGUAUAGUGAAAUCGGUAAACCUAUCAACUGGGCUAAUAUGAGUCGGGUUGCCCCUCUAUUGGAGGAUCCACUGUCAGUGAAACGCGAUAAAUAUCUCAACAAAUGGUUGCCCAUGUUUCCACUUGUCUUCCACCACUGGUUUUUGGGCACUUUUAGUAAUCCCAGUUCCUGGUAUUCAGCAAGAGAGUGUUAUGCUCGGACGUGUGCAGUUAUGAGUAUGGUCGGCUAUGUUCUUGGUCUAGGAGAUAGACACACAGAGAAUAUACUUUUUGAUUCAACCUCUGGUGACCUUGUUCAUGUUGAUUUCUCGUGUGUAUUUAAUAAUGGUCUUACGCUACCUUGGCCUGAACGUGUACCAUUUCGUCUGACUCGUAAUAUGGUUCAUGCUAUGGGUCCAACGGGUUAUGAAGGCACAUUUAGACGUUGCUCUGAAGCAGUCAUGCAUCUAUUACGUCGUGAAAUCGAUCCGCUGUUAGCAGUCUUCCGUCCAAUAUAUUUUGACGCUGUUGUGGAACAAGGUGGAAACGUACGAGUCGCAUUUACCGGUGCCGAAACUUCUGGACGUACUCGUCGUGGUGGUUCUGGGUCAGACAGUGGUGCAUCAUCAGAUGUGGAGUUGACAGAACGUGCGACUAGAGCAGCCACUGAAAAAUUAACUCGUAUGGAAGAUCGUUUAAAAGGCAAAAUUACUGAACACGAUGGAUUCAGUCAAAUUUUACCAAUGUCUGUAGAAGGCCAAGUUGAUACAUUGAUCAAAGAAGCAACUGACGUCGAUCGACUAUGUCAAAUGUACAAAGGAUGGAUGCCGUUUUUAUAA